This is a messenger RNA of Didymodactylos carnosus, 2868 nucleotides long. Lineage: Eukaryota; Metazoa; Rotifera; Eurotatoria; Philodinida; Philodinidae. The record is from the annotation of a GenBank genome assembly.
AUGACCUCACUCACAAGCUGUUUAUUUUGUGGAAUUGCAUCGAGAGACAAUGUUUGCGGCCCGUGCAGCAUACUUCCGCGUGAUGAUCAAAUCUCUCAACUGUUGGACCAUUUUCAUAUGGCAGCGGACACCAGAAAUGAAUGCCAACAACUCGCUCGACUUAAUUCAGUUUCAGUACGUCAGUUUCCUGUACCAUCUAGCAAUCGGCCAUGGUCAUCUAUGUCCAUCACUGGUUCUCUCUCAACCGAUGAGGAUCGCGACAGAGCUCGUCGAGCGAAAGAUGCGGAGCGAAAACGUCGCCAGCGAUCAAACGACAAGAAACGGCAAUACGAGCGUGAAGCUGACAAAAAUCGAAAGGCCGAAUCACGUUCUCGUCAAACAGAAGUUGAACAUGAAGCCAGCCGUGCCGCUAAGCGACAGCAAAUGGCCGAAUCGCGUUCUCGUCAAACAAAAGAGCAAAAGGAAAAAAACCAAAAACGCCACUCAUCGACUAGAGCGAUUCGAAAUGCGGAAGUAAAACAGACUAAAUCUGUACCACUGUCCUGGCCAUCAGAUAUUCCGUACGACGUGAAACGCUCAUGUUACGGAAAUUUUUUGGAAAUGACUUCAAUGUCCUCUUUGGCUGAAAGCCCUUGCGCAAUAUGCAACAUGCGUGUUGUGGUCAGAGACAUGGAAUUAAUACCACAACAGCAACUUCAAGAAUCCAAUCUUCUCACUCCUGACUAUCGGAUUCAAAGUAUCAUCCCUGGAAGUCGACGAGCUUCGACAAAUUGGUCAUCAUCUAAAAAAGCGACAACAACGUCAAUCACCGGAGAUCUCAGUUCAUCGUACGUUCUCUGCGGAGAGGAGGAUGUUCUCCUUUACAAGCGCGGUCUUUUCAACGAACGCACUGAUCAGCAAAGUGGCGAACAAUCAUAUUCAUGUAGCAUAUGUCCCGAAUGUCGAACGGCGCUGUCAAAGGAUAAAAUACCAAAAUUUUCGCCGGCAAACAACAUAUGGAUAGGCGAUGUACCCGAGGAACUUAAAGAUUUGACCAUACCCGAAGAAAAAUUGAUAUCACUUUAUACGCAUGACCGGUGCGUGGUUAAGCUUUACACUCCAUUUGGUCACUCAUCGACAGCACAGCCAGCCUUGAAAGGACAUGUCAUUAGCUUUCCACAAAAUGUUUCCAACAUCGUAAAUACUCUUCCACUUUCGCUGGAUGACCUUUGCGACACUCUCAAAGUGGUAUUUGUUGGUUCAUCCGGUCUAGUCCGUGGCCUAAUGAGCCGAAUUUUGACGGUUCGCAAACAAAAAGUGCGAAAAGCUUUGGAAUGGCUUAUCAAACACAAUCCCCUGUAUCGAAGUUCCGUGAAAAUCGACUACGACAAGAUCGACAUACUUCCAAACAAUGAUAUACCUGAACCACUCUGGCAGACAAUGACAGUUUCGACAAAUGUGGAAGAAAUGGAAGCCGAGAGAAGCGGCUAUGUUCCUGAUCCUUUGGCCAAUAUUAUAGUCGAAGACACUGAUGCGACAGAUCAGGACCGUUGGAGGAAAUGUCAUGGACUCGCCACAGUCACGAUCGGCUCAACGGACUCAGAUUCAUGCUUUGAAUUACUUCGUCGGCCUACCAGAUCUCUUCAUCACUAUCAAUCCGGCCGAUGUUCAUCAUCCACUAGCGAUGUAUUACGCGGGUAUCAACUUGGAUUUGGACAAUGUUGCUCCAGUGCAAAUCGCAACAAGAUCGAACAGAUUGUCGCUCAACGCCCUGUGGCCAUGGCUAAAUUCUUCAACGUUCUCAUUACAAGCAUCAUUCAAGCAUUGAUCGAAGGCGGCGUUGUUGGUCCCGUCAAAGCUCAUUUUGGAACUGUAGAAGCUCAAGGCCGAGGAACUCUUCAUCUUCAUCUUCUCGUAUGGCUUGACCAUGAGUACACACCCGCACAGCUCAAGGAGAAUAUUAAAACAGAGCAGUUUCGGAACAGUCUUAUCGCCUAUCUGGAAGAUAUUGUCAAAGAAGAUAUCGACGAUUUAAAAAAUUUGUCUAUUACUGAUAUCGAACAGGGUGCGAAAAGUGAGGAAGAGCACGAAGAAAUCGACGAAGCGGAGGAACAAUUCACCGUUGAACAGUCAGAUGAUCCAAAAAAAUACGUACUCUCAAAUACACGUCUUGACUAUGAAAUGCGAGCCGAAAGCCUACACGAUGUUUGUCUUUACGAGUUUGUCACCGAAUUUGAGAAGCGCAAGAUGACAGCAAAUGAUAAGCGAAUCAUGAAAACACAAGCCAAACGUCAAACGGAAGUUGCUUCACGCGGCCGCGGACGACUUCCGAAUCAGAGGUUUCUAUUUCAGCGUGGUCAUCCACAGCACGAGUCGCACUGCUUACUAAAACGAACAAUCAGUUACGUUCCCGUUCUUCACGGCCCUCAAAUCCCACGAUGCGAUCGCGACGACACGAAAGAACGCUAUGGUCGAGCAAUUCUCGCGCUCUUGUUUCCUUGGCGUUCUGUGAGCGAUUUGUGUUCGGUGAACGAAACGUGGCACGAAGCGCUCCAUGCACGUGAAUCUCUUAUUACUGUCAAUUCGAAGCGCAUCAUUGGAAACAUUCAGUUGCUCCAUGAAUGUAAGGCCGAUCGAGAUGAACAUUUGAAACAAGUCAUGGAAGAAGCACAAACGGACAUUGAUCCCAAGCUUAUUCCUGAUCCUCGCGAGAAUGAGAUCGAAGAGAUCGAUUCUAUCAUGGAUGCGCUAGCUACGUUCGACAACAGCGACCCGAACAUGGCACGUCCUAGCACAAGGAAACAGAAUAGCAACAAAUACACGAAAACUACACUGGAUUUAGUUGUUGGAAGUGGUCGAUUUUCUCAUUCUGAUAGUGAGUGGAAAUGA